UGCUCACAGUAUCUUUGAUUGACUUGCUGAAGAGAAAUUUGCUUUUUUAAAAACUCCAGAUCACCACCAUACAGUUAUGUUUUUGAUUGGAGGCUUUGCAGGAUUUUGGAUAAUUGCACUGAUGACUCUUCACAGUGCAAAUUUGGGAGAGACCCAAAGAAACUCUCUCAAUGAGCCAGACGUCCCUUUCCCGCCUGCCCGUCCCACUGCUCAGAAUCUUGCUGCCAUUUGCCAUCAGGGUCACGGUCGCCCCAGAUACCCGGCCAGCUUCUUCCCGGGCUCCGGUGCCAGCCACUUCCGCCGUCGUGGAAACGCCAUCAACCGGCUGGAGUCGUGGUACAGUUUGUGCUGCAGUGGACAGGUAGCACAGCAGAGCAACCAGAUCCUCUGCUGCGCCCAACAAGCUUGGAAACAAGCUCUGUCCCAGUUCUGUGGGGAGGAAUAUGCCACCAUGACUCUUGCAUAUGAGUGCUGUCAGGACAAAGGAGAGGCGCGGUGGACGUGCUUCAACAGCGAGCUGCCAAACCCCAACUACAACCCAACACCGGGCUACACUGCACCCCAAGUUCCCCAGGAGCCAGGAUUCACCUUCAAUGCAAAUGCUUGUUAAAGGUCCCAGGUGCUCAGAAGAGGACAGGAUGUGCUUGUUUGUUUUAUGCUUAGCCAUUCAAGUUUUAUCUAGACCACUCCUUACUUUAACCCAGCUUUGUUGAAACAACAGAAAACACAUUUUUAAACUGCAGUUCCAAAUUUUCACUGUUUUAACUCAAAUAAAUUGUCCCCUGAAUGGAUUUCACACAGUUUCUGACAUGUAGUAUUCUUUGUUAGAAAAAUAAAGGAUGAAAUAAAGAAAUUAAAACUC
Messenger RNA from Thunnus maccoyii (southern bluefin tuna), 862 nucleotides. RefSeq names its product extracellular matrix protein 1a (gene ecm1a). Gene Ontology annotation, biological process: regulation of bone mineralization; signal transduction. Lineage: Eukaryota; Metazoa; Chordata; Actinopteri; Scombriformes; Scombridae. The coding region runs from base 77 to 610 and encodes 177 amino acids. The record is from RefSeq and is a predicted model, not a curated record. The transcript has 4 exons. Gene Ontology annotation, cellular component: extracellular region.